Molecule: messenger RNA, 1412 nt
Organism: Uranotaenia lowii
Lineage: Eukaryota; Metazoa; Arthropoda; Insecta; Diptera; Culicidae
Exons: 3
Coding region: 616-1305 (229 amino acids)
Source: RefSeq, a predicted model, not a curated record
GUUGGCUACACUUCGGCUGUCAAGCACAACACUUCCGGGGAAAAAGUCGUGCAAAGUGGUGGAGGAAGCCGCAGCAAUUUUCGCGUGCAUCAAAACGCUGAAGGUAAGCGAGAUCCCGUGCAAAAUAUUCGUUUUCAUCAACCCAACCAUUGUUCCCGCAAAACAGAUUUCGCUCCACCACUGAGCGACGAGAAUCCGGUGCUGCUAGCACUCGAAAGUGCGGAGAAAAGGGGCCGAAUUAAACGGCUUGGAGGAAACUCGUGGACACGUGAUUCCUGGCGGUGUUAAAGAAGCCGGCAAUUAUACGCCCACUGCCGGAAAACACACCCAGAAAGCGGGUAAUCAGAGGCCAGUUUGCCAAAGCACCAGCAAAGCCAGAGGAAAGGGGUCAAACGUGAGUAGCAAAUUAGGAUUCUAAUAAGAUAACUUCCUGAUUGGAAAAUUUCAUCCUCUUCAGGACCCUUUUUUUUUAUACGGGUGGCUUACCUCUACGGAAGGCUCAUUUAUUUUGCCGGGACGAUUAAGCUGUUUCAUUGUGGUGUCUUUGGCCGAAGGUGCCGCGCGAUUGUGAAAAUUAGUCGAAGCCACUGGUUCCUCGGUACGCUUCCGAAUUUGAUGCACGUGUCAGCUCUUUGCUUUCUUCUUUGCACAUCGGCGGUAGGAGAGCGCUAUCAAGAAACGAGAAAUUUCACUGCCUUCUCGACGGUCAGCGGAAAAAGUUUCAUUUCGGAAGUGCGCCAGUGUGGCCAUCUCGGCUCGGCAUUCCUUUGGGUGUUGAUGACCAGUCGACAGCGGGGAAUUAUUGCGGUUCAGCCACGAUUUAAGAAGAAUUUGGACUUCGAUCACGAUUGUCGGAGUGAGCCGACACGACAUUGUCGGAGUUGUUCGAGCGAACGGAGACAGCGAAGAUUCUCUAGCGAAGACAGUGGAGGAUUGCGGAUGCUGCUUUGGGCCUCCGGAGUGCACCCACAGGGGGUUGUGCCAAGCCUAAAAGUAACAGCAGCUGGAAAGGAGAGUGAGUGCGCGAUUGUUGUCGUUCUUAAGGAAACGGUGCGGCAUUUAAGCCGACAGGUUGCAGAAAGCGCAGUGUUGUUGGGUGGAUCCCACUGUGCGCGUCAAGCACCCUCAGGGUGUGCUGUUGAAUUUUCGGAACCAUCGUGGGAGCAGGAUUCCGGAAUCGAGAGCAUGAAACGAUCGUCGCUACUAUUCAAACAUCGAGGCCAGCAAAGUCAACGAAGCAACACAGCACAUAGAGAUGUGUGGGUGCAUUUUGACCCUCGAGGGCCUAUCCGGAAGGUGGAAUAAUAAACAGCGAUGAAUAAGAUCAUAUCACGGCGCCGGCAGUUCAAUUUCCACCGAAAAAAAAUAACAGCAUUUUGUUUCAGGGCCAUGACGGCGGCUCCUCCAGCAGA